GGAAGAUUGGAAAUGCAGCUCUGGAGUUUGCUGCUGCCUCUUGCGCUUCUCUGUACAGCCCUGGCCAGUGGACCCGAAUGUGGGAUGGACGAGCGCUCCCGCAGGGCAAGAAGGGACACCCGGCACAGCCGCCAGCUCCUCCACACCGCCCCGGGCACCUGUGCCACCAGGUUAGCCCGAGGAAGGCGCUCCACUGCGGGGCUGGAGCCGGGGCAUGGCCCCCGCAGGAGGCAACAGCGGGAGGUAAAGGACGAAGAGGAGUCCCUUACCCCGAGCAGGGCGCUCUAUUUCAGUGGACAAGGUGAUCAGCUGCGGCUGAAGGCAGACGUUGAGCUGCCCCGAGAUGCCUUCACUUUGCAAGUGUGGCUGAAAGCUGAAGGAGGACAGAGAUCUCCGGCUGUCAUUGCAGGACUAUAUGACAAAUGUUCUUACACCUCCCGUGACCGAGGAUGGGUCCUGGGGAUUAACACCGUCAGUGACCAGGGGAAUAGAGACCCCCGCUAUUUCUUCUCUCUGAAGACGGACCGUGCUCGCAAAGUAACCACCAUUGCAGCACAUCGCAGCUACCUCCCCAACCAGUGGGUGCAUCUGGCUGCCACGUAUGAUGGGCACCUGAUGAAACUCUAUGUGAAUGGUGCCCAGGUGGCCACGAGUGGAGAGCAAGUGGGCAGCAUCUUCAGUCUUCUGACCUUGAAGUGCAAGGUGCUCAUGGUUGGAGGAAAUGCCCUGAACCAGAACUAUCGGGGUUACGUAGAGCACUUCAGCCUCUGGAGGACAGCCCGGUCUCAGAAGGAGAUUUUGUUGGACAUGGGCCAGGCAAUUCACAGGCAAGACACGCCUCUACCUCAGCUAGUUCUUCAAGACAGUUUACUGAAUGUGAAAAACACCUGGUCUCCCAUGAAGGAUGGCAGCAGUCCUCAGAGCAAGUUCAGCUAUCAUCAUGGCUAUUUGCUGGAUACCAGCCUAGACCCUCCUCUCUGCGGGCAGACAGUCUGUGACAACACAGAUGUAAUCGCCAGCUACAACAAGCUUCCCAGCUUCCGCCGCAACAAAAUCGUUCGUUACCGUGUCGUAAAUCUCUAUGAUGACAAGCACCAGAAUCCCACUGUCAGCCAGCAGCAGAUUGAGUUCCAGCAUCAGCAUUUAAAUGAGGCUUUCAGCCGCUACAACAUCACCUGGGAGCUGGAGGUGCUGGAGGUGAAGAACUCUUCUCUUCGCCACCGACUCAUCCUGGCCAACUGUGAUAUCAGCAAGAUCGGGGACGAGAACUGUGAUCCUGAGUGCAACCACACCUUGACUGGGUACGACGGCGGAGACUGCCGACACGUGCGCCACACGCUCUUCAACAAGAAGAAGCAGAACGGGGUGUGUGACAUGGAUUGUAAUUACGAGAGAUACAACUUCGAUGGUGGGGAAUGCUGUAACCCAGAGAUAACAGAGGUCACCAAGACGUGCUUUGACCCAUAUUCUCCGUACAGAGCAUACUUGGAUGUCAAUGAGCUAAAGAACAUACUCAAACUGGAUGGAUCCACACACCUCAACAUCUUUUUUGCCAAUUCCUCUGAGGAAGAGCUGGCUGGAGUGGCAACUUGGCCCUGGGACAAGGAAGCCUUGAUGCAUCUAGGUGGCAUUGUGCUGAAUCCUUCCUUCUAUGGAAUCCCUGGCCACACGCACACAAUGAUCCAUGAAAUUGGGCACAGCCUGGGGCUCUAUCACGUCUUCCGGGGAAUCUCAGAGAUCCUCUCCUGCAGCGAUCCAUGCAUGGAAACUGAGCCCUCCUUCGAGACCGGGGACCUCUGCAGUGACACCAACCCUGCUCCUAAGCACAAGCUGUGCGGGGAUCCUGGACCUGGCAAUGACACGUGUGGUUUCCACAGUUUCUCAAACACACCGUUCAGUAACUUCAUGAGCUAUGCAGACGAUGACUGCACAGACUCCUUCACACCCAACCAAGUGGCCAGGAUGCACUGCUACUUGGACCUCGUCUAUCAGAGCUGGCAGCCCGCGAAGAAACCAGCUCCUGUUGCAAUUGCCCCCCAGAUCGUGGCUCGGACCUCCACCUCUGUCACCCUGGAGUGGUUUCCGCCCAUUGAUGGCCACUUCUUUGAAAGAGAAGUGGGAUCAGCAUGUGAUCUGUGUGCAGAAGGAAGAGUCCUGGUGCAAUACGCCUUCAGCGCUUCUUCCCCGAUGCCCUGCGAUCCCUCGGGGCACUGGAGCCCACGGGAAGCAGAAGGGCACCCUGAUGUUGAGCAGCCUUGUAAAUCUAGUGUCAGAACAUGGAGUCCCAACUCGGCAGUCAACCAACACACGGUGCCCCCAGCGUGUCCCGAGCCUCAGGGCUGCUACCUGCAGCUGGAGUUUCGUUAUCCUCUGACUCCAGAGUCUCUCACAGUCUGGGUGACAUUUGUUUCCCCAGACUGGGACUCCAGUGGAGCGGUGAACGACAUCAAGUUGCUCACCAUCAGCGGAAAAAACAUUUCUCUCGGACCGCAGAACGUCUUCUGCGACAUCCCAUUGACCAUAAAGCUGGAUGCGGGACAAGUGGGUGAAGAGGUGUAUGGAAUCCAGAUCUACACUCUGGAUGAGCACCUGGAAAUUGAUGCUGCCAUGCUGAGCUCCGUCCCCCACAGCGCGCUGUGUGCAGACUGCAAACCCAUCCAGUACAAAGUGGUUCGGGACCCUCCUUUCCAGUCUGGAUCUCCAGUUGUCAUUUCAAACCUCAGCAGAAGAUUCGUUGACAUGGAACUGAGCGAUAGGACCACAUACAUGUACCAGGUCGUCAUUGUUUCCGGGACGGAGGAGAGCGAGCCUUCCCCCGCGCUUGUGUAUAUCUCUGGAAGUGGAUACUGUGGAGACGGGAUUAUCCAAAUAGACCUGGGGGAAGAAUGCGAUGAUAUGAAUAAGAUCAACGGUGAUGGCUGCUCCCUGUUCUGUCUGCAGGAGUUAUCCUUUAAUUGCAUCGAUGAACCCAGCAGGUGCUAUUUCCACGAUGGUGAUGGAGUAUGUGAAGAAUUCGAGCAAAUGACCAGCAUCAAAGACUGUGGCGUUUACACUCCCAAAGGCUUCCUCGACCAGUGGGCUUCCAAUGUCUCUGUCUCACAUCACAGUGACCAGCAGUGCCCAGGAUGGGUGGUCAUCGGUCAGCCAGCAGCAACCCAGGUGUGUCGAACUAAAGUGAUUGACUUGAACGAUGGUGUCUCUCAGUAUGCCUGGUAUCCCUGCACAGCCAGCUUCCAGUACUCCCACAUGACACAGACCGUUUUCUGGCUGAAGGCUUAUUUUUCCCAGCCCAUGGUAGCUGCAGCAGUCCUAGUUCACUUGGUCACUGAUGGGACCUAUUACCUGGACCAGAAGCAGGAGACCAUCAGUGUGCAGCUGUUUGACACCAAGGAACAAAGCCAUGAUCUUGGUGUCCACGUCCUGAGCUGCAGGAACAAUCCCCUGAUUAUCCCCGUCAUCCAUGACCUCAGUCACCCUUUUUAUCACACCCAGGCUGUCCUCAUUAGCUUCGGCUCCCAGUUUGUGGCCAUCUCCGGGGUGGCCCUGCGUUCCUUCCACAACUUCGACCCCAUCACCAUCAGCAGCUGCCAGCGAGGCCAGACCUACAGCCCGGCGGAGCAGAGCUGUGUCCACUACUCCUGCGAAGCCACCGACUGCCAAAAACUGGAGAUCGAGAACGCGCAGCUGAACUGCACCGGUGGCGGGUGGUACAACGGUGCCCAGUGCAACGUGAGCUGCAGGACAGGCUACAUUUUGCAAGUCCAGCGAGACGAUGAUCUCGGCAAGAGCCAGAUGGAGUCCAGCAUCACCAUGACUUGCACGGAUGGAAAGUGGAACAAGCAGGUGACCUGCGAGCCCGUGGACUGCGGUGUCCCAGACCAGUACCAUGUCUACCCAGCCACCUUCAACUGCAGCGAGGGGACCACCUUUGGCAAGAAAUGCUCCUUUACUUGCCGACCUCCAGCUCUUCUGAAAGGAAACAACAGCAACUUGACCUGCAUGGAGGAUGGGCUAUGGUCCUUUCCGGAGGCCCUGUGUGAGCUGAUGUGUCGAGCACCCUCCAUCGUCCCUAAUGCAGAUCUCCAGACCACUCGUUGCCGAGAAGAUAGGCACAAAGUGGGCUCGUUUUGCAAGUACAAAUGCAAACCAGGUUACCAUGUCCCUGGAUCCUCCAGAAAAGCAAGAAAGCGAGCCUUUAAGAUCCAGUGCACCCAAGACGGCACGUGGCUGCCGGGCGCUUGCGUGCCCGUUACCUGCGACCCUCCACCUUCCAAGUUUCACGGGCUCUACCAGUGCUCCAACGGCUUCCAGUUCAACAGCGAGUGCCGGAUCAAGUGCGAAGAUGAUGACAAUCAGUCGGGCCGUGGAAGCAACGUGAUUCACUGCCGGAAGGAUGGCACCUGGAGUGGCUCCUUUCAUCUCUGCAGGGAAAUGCAGGGCCAGUGCGCGCUGCCCACGCAGCUCAACAGCCACCUGAAGCUGCAGUGUGCCGGCGGCUACGGCAUAGGUGCGGAGUGUACCACCUCAUGCCUGGACCACAGUCACGAGCCCAUCCUCCUGCGUGUGAACGAGACUGUGCAAGACAUCCAGCACUGGAUGAACCCUCAAAGAGUGAAGAGCGUUGUCUGCACGGCAGGACUCAAGUGGUACCCUCACCCUUCCCUGAUUCAUUGUGUCAAAGGCUGCGAGCCUUUCAUGGGAGACAACUACUGUGACUCCAUCAACAACCGAGCCUUCUGCAACUAUGAUGGUGGGGACUGCUGUGCCUCAACAGUCAAGACCAAAAAGGUUACUCCCUUCCCUAUGUCCUGUGACCUACAAGGAGAGUGUGCUUGCCGGGACCCCAACGCCCAAGAGCACAAUCAGAAAGACCUCCGCAGCUUCAGUCUUGGAUAA
This is a messenger RNA of Tauraco erythrolophus (red-crested turaco), 4896 nucleotides long. RefSeq names its product pappalysin 1 (gene PAPPA). Gene Ontology annotation, biological process: proteolysis; cell surface receptor signaling pathway. The record is from RefSeq and is a predicted model, not a curated record. Gene Ontology annotation, molecular function: metalloendopeptidase activity. NCBI's taxonomy places the organism in Eukaryota, Metazoa, Chordata, Aves, Musophagiformes, Musophagidae.